Arvicanthis niloticus (Nile rat) is the source of this 1125-nucleotide messenger RNA. RefSeq lists its product as uncharacterized. Gene Ontology annotation, molecular function: DNA-binding transcription factor activity, RNA polymerase II-specific; RNA polymerase II cis-regulatory region sequence-specific DNA binding. The record is from RefSeq and is a predicted model, not a curated record. Gene Ontology annotation, biological process: regulation of transcription by RNA polymerase II. NCBI's taxonomy places the organism in Eukaryota, Metazoa, Chordata, Mammalia, Rodentia, Muridae. Gene Ontology annotation, cellular component: nucleus.
CUUUACAAAGAUGUGAUGCUGGAGACCUACAGGAACCUCAUUGCUAUAGGAUACAAUUGGGAAGACCAUAAUAUUGAAGAACAUUGUGAAAGUGAUAGAAGACAUGGAAGGCAUGAAAGAAGUCCUGCUGGAAAAAAACCCUAUGAAUAUACACAAUGGGAUAAAGCCUUCACAUAUCACAGUCAUCUUCAAAACCAUGAAAGAAUUCAAACUCAAGAGAAACCCUCUGAAGGCUUUCAACAGAGUGAAGCCCUUGCAUGUCAUAGUAGUCUCCAAAUACUCCAAAUAGAUACCGGAGAGAAACCCUACAGAUGUAAUCAAUGUGAUAAAGCCUUUUCACAACCCAGGUAUCUUCAAAUACAUGAAAGAUCACAUACUGGAGAGAAGCCCUACAAAUGUAAUCAAUGUGAUAAAGCCUUUGCAUAUCACUGUAGUUUGCAUUUGCAUAAAAGAACACAUACUGGAGAGAAACCUUAUGAAUGUAAUCACUGUUGUAAAGCCUUUUCACAAAGCAGUUAUCUUCAAAUACAUAAAAUAAUACAUACUGGAGAGAAACCAUACAAAUGUAAUCAAUGUGAUAAAGCCUAUUCUCAACCUAGUCAUCUCCUAAUACAUAAAAGAACACAUACUGGAGAGAAGCCUUAUAAAUGUAGUCAGUGUGGAAAAUCAUUUGUAUCUCACAGUCAUCUUCAAUCUCAUGAAAGAAUUCAUACCGGAGAGAAACCUUACAAGUGUAAUCAAUGUGAUAAGGCCUUUUCACAACACUCUAGUCUCCAAAUGCAUAAAAGAACACAUACUGGAGAGAAACCUUACAAAUGCAAUCACUGUGAUAAAGCCUUUUCACAAAGCAGUAGUCUCCAAAUACAUACAAGAACACAUACUGGAGAGAAACCCUAUGAAUGUAAUCAGUGUGGUAGAGCCUUUGCACGUCACAGUAGUCUUCAAACCCAUGAAAGGCAUCAUACUGGAGAGAAGCCCUAUGAAUGUAAUCACUGUGGUGAAGCCUUUGCACAUCACAGUAGUCUCUGGAGACAUAAAAGUAUUCAUACUGCAGAGAAACCAUAUAAAUGGAAGAUAUGUGGUAAAUCUUUUACACAUCAGUUAUCUCUUAAUGUAGAAAAAUAG